CUUCAUAUUUCCCAUUACCAACCCGCCCCAUCCAUCUCCAUUUCAAACAUUGACAAAGAAGAAAAAGCCAGGCAGCUGCAGUACCGGUUAGCAUGGUCUAUGGCAGGAGCAUAGCAAUUGGCGUAUUAUUUCUGGCCAUCGUUUGUGCAUUGUCGGCAUUAAUCUUCUAUUUCAGUUUGGGUCCCUGUCCCAGUGGCACAUUUGCCUGCGACAAUGGAACGCUGUGUGUGCCGCAACGACAGAUAUGUGACAAAUAUCCCAACUGUAUCGAUGGCAGCGACGAACAUCCCGUCGAGUGCGGCAUGGUCUAUGGCAGCAAACAAAUGACCGGUAAAAUUAUAGAACGGCAGCGGCAGAAGUUGCAACAAAAUGUGGGCUCCUUGGAUGUGGGAGAAAAUGUGACGACGACUACGCCAUCUUCGUCAAUGGACAUAGAACUCAUUCACAAGGAUUUAAAUUUUACCAAGACCCAAGAAACAGACAACAAAUAUCAACAUGAACUACAGCAAAAACAACAACAACGACAACAACUGGCAAAAUACAACAAGGCCCAGCAACGUCUUAAUAUCACAACCAUUUGUGAAAUCUCAACAUAUCCCAAAAAAUGUAUCUGCAGUAAAACUAAACUUUACUGUAACGUUAAGGCAUCCUUAACGCGCAUUCCGCAAAUAAGUGAAGAGGUCGAAACCCUAAUAAUAGUUCAUAAUAAUAUAACCCUACACAGGGGGGCAUUUGCAUCCAAUACAAAUUUACAAAUAUUAAAACUAAAGUACAAUAAUAUACAACUGAUACCGGUGGGCGUUUUCGAAAAUCUCACCAAUCUGGAGAGACUUGAUAUACGUUAUAAUAGCAUAAGUUCAAUAGCGGAUGGUGCAUUUUAUGGUCUUACCUCUGUUCUGUGGUUAUUUUUAAGUUCCAACCGCCUGAGGAAGUUACCUAGCCGGGAGUUGUCGACAAAUCUACAAACCCUCGAAUGGUUGGCCCUCAGCGAUAACCUGUUGACAUUGGAUGGUGAAAUAUUUCCAAGGAUGCCGUUACUCUAUGAAUUUCUUCUGGAUUUCAAUAAAAUUGCAUACAUUGGCGAAAGAACUUUUACUCAACUGGAUAAUUUGCAUUUGUUGGAUUUAAAUGGAAAUGUGAUAGAGCACAUCCAUCCAAAGGCAUUUUGGGGUCUAAAAAACAUACGUGAUAUACGUCUUAUCGGCAAUCCCAUCAAAUAUCUAAGUGCUGAGACAUUUGUACAAAAUAAUUACCUGGACGCCUUAUCCCUGGCCUAUACACCGCUAAAAGUCGACGAAUCCUUUCUUCAAACCCUAAAUGUAUCCUACCUCAACUUGAAUGGCAUCAAAUUUGAAAUGAUCGAAUUCGAGUCAAUACAAAAUAUGUUGAAUUUAAAAUACAUUGUCUAUGAUCGUUUCUAUUUUUGUUCAAUGACACCGAAUGUUAAACGCUGUAAACCCAACACGGAUGGUGUAUCCUCGUUUAAGGAUUUGCUGAGUAAACCGGUAUUGCGGUAUUCCGCAUGGAUUAUGGCAAUAAUUACAAUAACUGGUAACAUUAUGGUGCUGUGGGGACGUUUUAUCUAUCGUGAUGAGAACAAGGCAGUCACCAUGGUGAUACGAAAUUUGGCCUUGGCUGAUAUUCUUAUGGGAUUUUAUUUGCUCAUAAUUGGUAUGCAGGAUCAUCGGUAUCGUAAUAUUUAUCAUAGAGUUGCCUUAGACUGGAUAACAUCAUGGCACUGUGCUGCAGUGGGUGUCUUGGCCGUUAGCUCCUCCGAAGUUUCCAUGUUGAUAUUGGCGUUUAUGUCAUUGGAACGUUUCCUCCUGAUUGCCGACCCGUUUCGUGGCCACCAUCAUAUUAGUGUGAAAAAUAUUUUCUUUGCCUUGCUGAGCAUUUGGGUAAUGGGUGUGGGUAUUGCUGUGGCUCCCGUCAUCCUCUGGCAAUCGAGUACGAAAUUCUAUGGCACCUAUUCCGGCACCUGUUUCCCAUUGCACAUCCAAGAGCCAUAUCCGUUGGGUUGGCAAUAUUCGGCGUUUAUGUUUUUGGGAGUAAAUCUUUUUCUCCUGGUUAUGAUAGCCUUACUGUAUACGGCAUUAUUGUUUUCAAUAUGGCGUACCCGCAAGGCAACACCAUUAUCAUUGUUAGACUGUGAAUUUGCUGUCAGAUUCUUUUUUAUUGUCUUGACGGAUGCCCUGUGCUGGGCUCCCAUUAUCGUGGUGAAAAUAUGGGUUUUCUUUAAUUAUAAUAUAUCAGAUGACAUCUAUGCCUGGCUGGUGGUUUUCAUUUUACCCCUAAACUCGGCCGUAAAUCCACUUUUGUAUACGUUUACCACACCGAAAUAUCGCAAUCAGGUCUUAAUGCGUGGUUGGAAGAAAAUAACAGCACGUCGACGUCAUAAUCAGGAUCCAUCAAAUGGUUUGGCUACCACAAUUGCCACGGGAACGGGGUCAUCACAGCAACAGGAAGAUUCAAGUGGCAAGGCCAUACCUCUGGUAUUCAGCAAAUAGACAGAAGAUAUACAACAGAUCAUGAAAACAGUACGAAAUACAAACCAAACCAAACCAAAAUGCAUUUAUUUUUGUUGCCAAAUUAUUGUUUUUUAUGAAGUUUUUAGCCAAAGGUAUAAUGCUCAGUUUUAAGUAAAGUAUAUUAUUUU
This is a messenger RNA of Musca domestica (house fly), 2656 nucleotides long. RefSeq names its product relaxin receptor 2 (gene Lgr3). Gene Ontology annotation, molecular function: G protein-coupled receptor activity; protein binding. The transcript has 12 exons. Lineage: Eukaryota; Metazoa; Arthropoda; Insecta; Diptera; Muscidae. Bases 93 to 2507 code for a protein of 804 amino acids. Gene Ontology annotation, cellular component: membrane. The record is from RefSeq and is a predicted model, not a curated record. Gene Ontology annotation, biological process: G protein-coupled receptor signaling pathway.